Molecule: messenger RNA, 1762 nt
Organism: Misgurnus anguillicaudatus (oriental weatherfish)
Lineage: Eukaryota; Metazoa; Chordata; Actinopteri; Cypriniformes; Cobitidae
Gene: sdf4
Product: stromal cell derived factor 4
Biological process (GO): calcium-ion regulated exocytosis
Cellular component (GO): endoplasmic reticulum
Molecular function (GO): calcium ion binding
Source: RefSeq, a predicted model, not a curated record
CGCGUUAGAAGAAAAACACGUCAUCCUGACAACGUAGCAAAUGUUUCUGUUCUGAAGGCUUGUCAGAUGUCAGACUGAUUGCUCAUCGAUAUCUUUUUUAUUUGUGUUUAACCAGAACUCAGAGAUAGAGAAAAUUGUUAAGGUUAUAACCUGCUCCAAUGACCAGCAUUUAGUCUUUAGUGGAGACGUGUACAGGAACUGCGUGAUGAGCUGCUCAUAGACGAGCAUUACAAUACGACAGGACAUCGUUUACUCAUCUGUUUAUUUCUGCUGAGGACCGCAUAAGACGACGGUAUUUCUACAUCAGUUUGUGACGUUGAAGGGGUAAAAUGAUGUCCAACUGGACUGGCUGCCUAUCUAUCGCAUCGCUGGCAAUGGUUUUGAUGCUGGCUUUGAACGCUCAAGCAAGGCCUGCGAACAUGUCAGCAUUAAAAGACAAACAUCCCAGCAGCAAGGAAGACAAUGAGAUCCUUCCACCUGACCAUCUGAAUGGUGUGAAGAUGGAGAUGGACGGUCAUCUCAAUAAAGACUUUCAUCAGGAAGUGUUUCUGGGGAAGGAAAUGGAGGAGUUUGAGGAAGACUCAGAACCGAGAAGGAACCGGAAGAAACUUAUUGAAAUCUUCACCAAGGUGGAUAUCAAUAAAGACAGGAGUGUUAGUGCUAAAGAAAUGCAGCGCUGGAUUAUGGAGAAGACAGAGGAACAUUUUCAGGAGGCUGUUAGAGAGAACAAGCUCAGCUUCCGUGCUGUGGAUCCUGAUGGAGACGGAUUAGUAACUUGGGACGAAUACCGUGUAAAGUUUUUGGCCAGCAAGGGAUUCAAUGAGAAAGAAGUAGCUAUGAAGAUCAAGAACAACGAAGAACUAAAAGUGGAUGAAGAAACCCAGGAGGUUCUGGAGAGCUUGAAGGAUCGCUGGUUUCAAGCAGAUAACCCUCCAGCUGAUCAGCUGUUGAAUGAAGAGGAGUUCCUCUCUUUCUUGCACCCAGAGCACAGCAGGGGCAUGCUCAAAUAUAUGGUCAAGGAGAUUGUCCGUGAUCUUGAUCAAGAUGGAGAUGGAAAGUUGACUCUUGCUGAAUUUAUCUCCCUCCCCAUGGGGACUGUGGAGAAUCAGCAGGCUCAGGACAUCGAUGAUGAGUGGGUUCGUGAACGGAGGAAGGAGUUUGAAAAAGUCAUUGAUGCUAACCACGAUAUGAUUGUAACCAUGGAAGAGCUGGAGGAAUACAUGGACCCCAUGAAUGAGUACAAUGCCCUGAAUGAGGCCAAGCAAAUGAUUGCUGUGGCAGAUGAGAACCAAAACCAUAAUCUGGAAUUAGAGGAGAUCCUUAAAUACAGCGAGUACUUCACUGGCAGCAAACUUAUGGACUAUGCUCGCAACGUACAUGAGGAGUUUUAGGACAUUAUCUUCGGUUUAAAAAUGAAAAACUAAAGGCUAUGCUGAGGCUUUUGUCAAAGUGUCUAAAGAAUGAAGUUAGUCAUUGCUUGCCUCGCAGAUUGAAAUUAAGUAAAUUUGGUCGUGUUUGUAAUUUUACAAACCUGAGCACCAGAAACCACUUUCUUAUAUUGCAAUGCUGAACUGUGACAAAUUAUUAGAUUUUGUCUUUGUAAUGUCAUAGCUGCUCUUAUGUAAUUUACAAAUUCUAUACAAGCUUGCCUCAUAAUUAUUUUUAGGUGCUAUCAUGUUUAUGAAUUAUUUUUGGAGUGUUAAUAAUUGAAAGAAAUGUAUGUAUAUGUGAUGAGGGGAAGGUUUUCCACAUGUAAAUAAUA